This is a messenger RNA of Penicillium brevicompactum, 4356 nucleotides long. RefSeq lists its product as uncharacterized. The coding region runs from base 1 to 4356 and encodes 1451 amino acids. NCBI's taxonomy places the organism in Eukaryota, Fungi, Ascomycota, Eurotiomycetes, Eurotiales, Aspergillaceae. The record is from RefSeq and is a predicted model, not a curated record. Gene Ontology annotation, molecular function: catalytic activity; protein binding. The transcript has 3 exons. Gene Ontology annotation, biological process: nucleoside metabolic process.
AUGGAAACGUCACCUCACUCAAACGAUGAAUAUACUAUUGGGUGGAUAUCUGCCUUGAGUGAUGAGCUCAAGGUAGCCAUGGCCAUGCUGGAUGAGGAGCAUGGGAUGCCGCAGUCAUUACCUCGAGAGGACUCCAACGUGUAUAAUUUAGGAAAGAUUGGCGGGCACAAAAUUGCAAUGGCUUGCUUGCCGGGAGGGCAAACAGGAACUGGUCCAGCUGCUGUCGUUGCAGAGAACAUGCGUCGCACCUUCAAGAACAUAAGAUUUGCAUUUCUUGUGGGCAUCGGAGGGGGUGUGCCAGGUAAGGGGAAAGACAUCCGUCUGGGAGAUGUUGUGGUGAGCCAUCCUCGUGGAAUCUAUACCGGAGUCGUACAGUACGAUUACGGUAAGCUCAACGGCAAUGGUGAUAUCCAAAGGAAGGACUGGUUCUCUGCGCCACCUAUGAAGGUUUUGUCUGCGGUCACCAAGCUCGAGACACUUCACACCAGACCGAAGAACCCGAAAAACAAUAUGGCUGGGAUUGUCGAUGAGUUAGGCGAAGACUACGCAUACCCCGAAGCCAGUGAGGCUCUUGAUCACUUGUAUCGAGCUGACCACGCUCACAUCCCCGAGGCCGAGACAUGCGAUUCUUGCGACACCCACGCGAUAGUUUCACGAAAGCCCCGCAAGUCACCAAGCAAGCCACGUGUGCACUACGGUAUCAUUGCUUCGGGAAACAUGGUGUUGAAGAACGGAGUCGAAAGGGAAAAGAUCGACCAGCGUUAUGAGAACUUGAUAAUGUGCUUCGAAAUGGAAGCAGCCGGGAUGAUGAACAAUUUCCCAUGUCUUGUGAUUCGAGGAAUCAGCGACUACUCAGAUUCUCACAAAAACGAUGAAUGGAGAAAUCGCGCGAUCGCGGUGGCCUCGGCAUAUGCGAAAGAGCUUCUUUGUCUGAUCGAGCCAUCUGAUAUGGACGUUCUACCUCCUAUAGCUGCUCGUGCGCUGGAAACCGUCUCCAAGAAGCUCAAAAGCAUCGAUGAAAACACCUCGGCAAACACUGAACUGCUGGAACAGUCCAACAAAGAGAGCCGCCAAAAACGGGAGCAGGAUCUACAAAUGCAAUUCGAAGCGUGGCUGAAACCACCGAAUGUCCGAGAAAUCCAACAGGAUGAAGCCCGAAGGAGGCUGCCAGGGACAUGUGACUGGAUCUGGACAAAUCCGACGUUCCUCUGUUGGAAUGAUUCAUCUCUUUUAUCGGCUCCAGACAGAGUCUUUUGCAUAUACGGCCCUCCUGGCAGCGGGAAAAGCAUUCUAGCUUCUGCCAUUGUGGAUCGGUUGUGGAAUGAGAAAGUGGCUACGUUGUUUUACACAUUCUCCGGCAUGAAUGCUAGUCAUCAACAGUCGAACGGACUCAUUCGUUCACUUCUAUGGCAGCUGGUGAAAAUUGUCAUACAGAAACAAAGCACAUCUCUUCUUUCCACUUUGAUGUUGAUGGGUCAACCAACGAUAUCUGAUUUGUGGACGGGGAUCAAUGAAAUUGCCACAUUGGUCUCAGAACCGAUUUACUGCAUCGUCGAUGGUGUGGAUGAAAGUAUGGAUCCAAUUUCCGAAUUGCUUGAAAGAGUCCUCGCUCUUCUUGAGGCCCGGUCAAACUUUCGCUUCAUCCUGCUUGGAAGGCAGCAUUCAUUUCACCAAGCUGACUCUAUCCGCCACAAAAUUGAGGUACACCCUGCGUUAACAAAGGAUGAUGUGGAUCGAGUCAUUGAAAUGGGAAUCAACCGAUCUGCAAUCCUUAACAAACAAGACGUGCGUGAAAAGGUCCUCAGGUCUCUUCAAGAGCAAUCCGAUGGAAAUUUCCUAUGGGUCAGGCUCAUGUUUGUUCACCUGGAAAAGUCGCUUCCAUUGGCCCAUGGCAUCAAAAGACUCAACAAAUUGCCUCGCGACCUGGAAUCAAUCUACGAAGAAUUCUUUCUUAGACUCUCUAGAACACUGGAGCCAGACGAAUUGAUACUUUCUCAAAGGCUAUUCGCCUUCAUUGUUGUCUCGCAGAGACCAUUGAGCAUAGCUGAAGUUCAGCAUUUGCUGGCUGCCGAUGCCUCGUCCACUUCCAAAGCUGACACGCAAUCCCUUCAAGAUUGUCUCAUCCCGGGGCUAGAUCAGAGGAUACUAGAUCUAUGUGGUGACCUUAUCAAUAUCGUGAAUGGUUGCUUGCAAUUGGUCCAUUUUUCUGUGAAGGAGUUCCUGGUGAGGCCCAAGAAACAAUGGCCAAACUAUGGGAAACGUCGUAAGACGAUGAAGUUUCGCGUGGCUCCGGAGGGCUCACACAGUUCGCUUGCAUCGGCCUGCAUGUUGUACCUUGACGAGUGUCUCGAUGAUUCUCCUGUGCAUGACCAGGAUAACACUUCUGAGCUCGAACGAUGUCAUCCAUUUCUUCGUUACUCAUUUACCUACCUGCAUACUCAUUUGCAUCAGUCGGGCUUGCCAACAGAUUCUACGUUGAACGACCUUCGGAACUUUCUCAAGUCAAAUCGAUGGAUAGCUUGGUGGGAGAUCUUGCUGAUUGGCAAUAUCGAAGAUGAUUCUCUUCUCUCCCACUCUGACGAAGGCGAGAAAUUCCUUUCCUGGCUGGGCGACAAGCACGAGGAAAUGUUGGUCGUGGCAUCUGCUAGUCUGAAAAUCACCUUUGAGAAACGAGCACAAGAAUUCGGGGUUGAUGACCCACGGACUGAGCGAAUUGGCUUUUCUCUUCAUUACUUAGGGGGAUUGUCCGUGUCACCCCCGGCUGAAGCUCCGGGUUCUUGCGCCGCUCCCAAUUCAAGCUUAUCAAUGAAUCCCCGUCAGAUCAUGCGAUUGGUUCGAGGAGAUGAGCCAUUGUCUUCGCAAUUGAAAGCGAAUUUAGUGCUGGGGAUGCUUGCGUAUCUUCAGAAAGCCAAACAUCUUACGGAUCCUAUGCAGCUCCUUUUCGAUAAGAUUCUACAGUAUGGAUCAAGCAUGCCCGUUUACGUUCUCCUUAACGUGGGCUACUUCUGUUCAAGAGUAGGCAGACUUGAACAAGCUGUUGAAUUCUACCUUGUUGGUUUGAGGACGGUUGAGCAAAGGGAGGACCGAAUAAAGUACCAGAUUUUGUUUGAACUUGGCUACACGUACUGGCAGCUCGGUCAAUACAAGAAAUCCCUUCAGCCCCUCAAAGAUUGCCUGGCAGGUUGGGCGCAAAUCCUUGGACCGGAGCACGAAGAUACUUUGAUGGCCUGUGGUUUUAUUGGGAGAGCCCAUUAUCGUUUAGGCGAACAUGCUGAGAGUCUAGAGUUCUUUGAAAGAGCUCUUAUUGGUCAGGAGAAGGUCCUUGGGCCGGGGCACAAGAACACUCUCUUCACCCUUCAUCACAUUGGAGUAGCCUAUUUUUAUUUGAGCAAGUAUGCUGAGAGUCUAGUGUUCCUUAAAAGGGCUCUCAACGGCUUGGAGAGGGUUCUUGAACCGGAGCAUGAGGAGACCAUGAACAUCCUCUCUUUCAUAGGGGAGAUCUAUUUUCGUCAACAUCAUUAUACUGAGAGCCUGGAUAUCUACAACAAGCUUCUUGCCGGUCGGGAGAAAUUUUUUGGACCGGAGCAUGAUACGACCUUACAGGCCCUUAAUCGGAUAGGGGCCCUCUAUUCUCACCAAGGUCAAUAUAUUGAGAGCCUGAAAGUCUUCAAAAGGGUUCUGGCCGUCCAGGAGAAGCUUCUUGGGCCGGACCAUGAUACAACCUUGCAGGCUCUUGAGCAAAUAGGAGGCUUAUAUUCUUGUCAAAAUCAAUACACCGAGAGUCUCGAGGUUCAUAAGAAGGUUCUGGCCAGUCGGGAGAAAGUUCUUGGAUCGGACCAUGAUAAGACCUUCCAGACCCUUGGUCAAAUAGGGAGGCUCUAUUGUCAUCAACAUCGAUAUACCGAGAGUCUGGAGGUCUUUAGAAAGGUUCUCAUUGGUCGAGAGAAGAUUUCUGGGCUCGAGGAUGAAACUACUUUGCGAACCUUUGAGUGGGUUGGAUACGUCUAUUCUCAUCAACGUCAGUAUACUGAGGCCUUAAAGUUCUAUCGGAAGGCUCUUGCCGGCAGAGAGAAGGCUAUGUUGCCUAAGAAUGAAGAGUUUUUGCGGACCCUUCAAUCUGUUGGCAACUCUCAUAUCGGUCUACAUCAAUUUGCUGAUAGCCUUGAGUUCCUUAAAAGGGCACUUCGUGGCCAGGAGCAGAUUCUUGGGCCUGAACACAAAGAUACAUUGCUAACAUAUCAGUUGAUUUGGAAUGCUCACAAAAGUCUCGGCUACGAUACGUCUGCCUUGUUGGGAUUUACGGUAAUUGAUCCAGCAUUGAGGAGCCCAGAGCGAGUCUAUCUUGGGGCUACAUGA